AUUUAACAAUUGUAUUAUAAUUUAUCUGGAUUGUUAAGUAUGCUAGACAUAAGCACAUUUUUCUAAAUCCAAAAUUCUGACAUACAAUGAAAUUCAUCUAUAUUUGAUUCUCUGAUUGUUUUAUUAUUUUUCAUGAUUUUUUUCACAUUAUUUUUAAUUUUUAAAACUUGAUUAAAUCGAUAAACAAGUAUACAUCAUGUGUCUGUCAUAUACCAUCUUUAAUCUACUUUUAGGAAUAUCAUCAUUUACAUAUGGGAUCGAACUUGAUGUUGAUGGCCGAAUUCAGUUGAGAUUAUGGCAUGCGUUCAAUGAUGAACCAGUACCAAAUUUUGUAGAAAGAGGAAAUGUAACAAUUACAAGUGUACGUAGUGGAGAUUCAAUUGUUGGACAAAAUGGACUUUUACAAGCACAAAUUAAUCAAUUAAAAGAUUUAGCUAAAAACGAUGGAAAGUAUAGAUUGAAAGCAAUAGCCCGUACUUCUUCUGGAAGUGAAACAACUUUUUUAACUUCCAUACCAGCGUGUAAUUUACUUGGAUCUGAUCUUGAAGAUUUUUUAACGGUAUGGCUAGAUAGCUCAGCAGAACCAAUAGCAGUUAGUUUAUCAUCGUCUGGUCCAUGUGUUCUAAAUAGUCCUUCGACAAAUAUGUGGACUACAAAUAUAUUAGUCAAAUAUCCUGAUAGUGGGCCUGUACCAGAUACAGCAAUUUAUAUUCAAAAACUUGAACGAGAACGUGAAGCUCGAGAAAGAGGAGAGACUAAAGAUAAUAGAUCAUUCCUUGCAAAAUAUUGGAUGUAUUUCGUUCCUGCAUUGAUCUUUGUUUUAUUAACAUCAGCAACCAAUCCCGAAGUAGCUGCAGGUGGUAGUGGUGGUGGUGGUGGUGGUGGUCAAAGACAGUGAUUCCUUUUUUAAGACUAUUUAAUUGUACCUGCGAAUGUAUUGUGAUCUUACUGAUGCGUGAGAGUUUUCUGUAUGUUUUCUUCUAAUUAUUAUUAUUGUAUUAUAUUCCUGAUCUAAUAAAUGUGUACAGUUUAAAUAUA
Polistes dominula (European paper wasp) is the source of this 1038-nucleotide messenger RNA. It is a transcript of the gene EMC10, whose product is annotated as ER membrane protein complex subunit 10. Lineage: Eukaryota; Metazoa; Arthropoda; Insecta; Hymenoptera; Vespidae. Gene Ontology annotation, cellular component: EMC complex. The record is from RefSeq and is a predicted model, not a curated record.